Cotesia congregata is the source of this 495-nucleotide messenger RNA. The record is from the annotation of a GenBank genome assembly. NCBI's taxonomy places the organism in Eukaryota, Metazoa, Arthropoda, Insecta, Hymenoptera, Braconidae.
AUGUGUUCAUCUUAUAAUUGUAAACAAAUGCUUAUCAAAGAGGGUAAAACCCGAACAAAAGAUAAAUACCGAGUAGUAUACACAGAUCACCAGCGGCUGGAGCUGGAAAAAGAGUUUUAUUGCAGCAGAUACAUAACAAUCAGACGAAAAGCUGAACUAGCUUCGCAUUUAGCGCUCUCGGAACGACAGGUGAAAAUUUGGUUCCAAAACCGUCGCGCCAAGGAGCGUAAACAAGUAAAGAAGCGUGAAGAACUCGAACAAAAAGACGUUAAGCCUAAUAUACACCAAGAAGGUCUUCAAACACCCGGCGGAAUGGUCACUCUUUCAGCUCUGAGUGGGAUGAGCGGGAUGCUGAGUGGUUUGAUGCACAAUGGCAACUCGCCGCCUCUAAAUCUUGGACCUACGUCACACAGUUUAGGUCUCACUCACACCAGUUCAUCUAUUCAUUCACAUGCACACCAACAUGUCCACUCCCACAGUGUUCUUGGAUUGUGA